AUGGAAGACGACAUGGAGUCGGUUGAAGGCCUUUCCAUGCCGGAAUACGUAAGCCACUCUGAUUUUACAAAAGGAUGACGGAAUUGUAGAUGUACAAGAUGUACAAUGGGAAAGGAGCCCAGCCAAGAGUUUACAUUCCAGCCCUGUGUCUAUGGAUGAUAAUGUUUGCGGGAUAUUUUGGGAACACUUUGGUGAUCUUGGCGACCUUCAAAAACAGGUUGGCCUUCCUUUGAUAAUCGACCAAUAACCUCUUAAUUUUUAGCAAACUCCAAGGUAAGCAACAAAUCUAUUUUUCCUAUUUAAUCAGGCUCCUGCAACUACUUCAUUGCCUUUGGCUGCUUUGCCGAUAUAAUCCACAUGUCCGCUCACUGGGUGUAUGUGUACACUACGGUUGUUACUGGUGAAAACUUUAUCCCAUACGAUCGCUGUUUGCAUUAUCAAGGCGUUCCUUUGAUUUUUGUUACUGUUAGUGUUAUCAUGACAUUAUUUGUGGGAAUCGAUCGAUUGGCUUCGGUCACAUUCCCAGUAACCUAUGGUAAAACUAACAAGAAUUUGAUUGCAAUUGGAGGAAUUGUGAUCUCAAUACUCUGCGCACUUUAUUUUGUUGUCGUAUCGGUGAUCCAUUCUUAUUCUGCGGAAGGGAAAAAGUAAGAGAUGACUUGAGCCUGAUUUUCAAUUACAAAAUCUUCAGUCCAGUUCUCUGUGUCAUCGUCAGCGCUCUGGGUGGCCGCGCUUUUUUGGACUGGUUCAAUUUUUGUGUCCUAGUAAACCUAAUCGACCUCGUCAUUUACACAUCUGUAUGGUUAAUUCUUCGAUUCAAAACUGGAAUCAGUGAGGACAGCAAGAAAGUUUUCCGCUCCUUAUUUGCCAUCAUGUUAACAGUAGCCUUUGGAUGGCUAGCCAAUGCGUUCGUUCAAGCAGUGAUCGUCCCGGCUCUUGUGAGGGUUGAAUAUCAAUACGAAGUGAUGGUCUACUUUGGCAUUCCCGUAAAUCUAGCCAGCUCUGGAGGGUUCGUAACCCUUUACAUCUUCAGGUGGGUUCAUCAAUCACUUUUCGGCGCAAUAAUUCAUAGGCUGUAUUUUUAUCUUUUUACAAUUUUAGCCAGGAAUAUCGACGGACAUUCCGAAGACUGCUAGGCCUCGACUCGAAGAAAGGCGGAUCAUUCUCAACCGCGAUUACUCAUACAAGCAAGACCGAAGUGUCAAGAAAAAGCAGUAAUGGAUAA
This is a messenger RNA of Bursaphelenchus xylophilus (pine wood nematode), 1225 nucleotides long. The record is from the annotation of a GenBank genome assembly. Lineage: Eukaryota; Metazoa; Nematoda; Chromadorea; Rhabditida; Aphelenchoididae.